Messenger RNA from Labeo rohita (rohu), 1240 nucleotides. Its product is annotated as keratin, type I cytoskeletal 13-like. The record is from RefSeq and is a predicted model, not a curated record. The transcript is spliced from 6 exons. Bases 56 to 1240 code for a protein of 394 amino acids. Gene Ontology annotation, molecular function: structural molecule activity. Lineage: Eukaryota; Metazoa; Chordata; Actinopteri; Cypriniformes; Cyprinidae.
CCAUUUCCUGAAGUGUCCUCUCUGGGUUCAUCUGAUCUCCGUUUCCAUCCAAAAGAUGUCCUGCAAGGGAACCAAGACCAUGACCUCAAGGUCCAUUAUCACCAAGAGUCACUGUGGUUUGACGCCCUUUCCACAGAAAGCCCACAGCGUGUAUGGAGGUGCUUUAGGAGGAAGCACCUUCUCUAGUACCUCCAGAAUUGGAGUGUACGGUAGAGGAUUUGGUGGAGGAUCUGGUUUUAGUGGAGGGUCUGGUUUUGGUGGUGGAUACUGUGGAGCAUUUUCUGGAGGGGACAUUCAGCUGAAUGAGAAGGCCACCUUGCAGAACCUGAAUGACCGCCUGGCAUCCUACAUGGAGAAGGUGCGCUCACUGGAGGCUGCCAAUGCUAUCCUGGAAAGGAAGAUCCGUGAGUACUAUGAGAAGAAAGGGGCGAUCGUGCAGAAGGACUAUAGCCCCUACUGGAACACCAUCAAGGACCUGAAGGACAAGAUUAAAAAUGCUACCACCCACAACGCCAACAUCCUCCUGCAGAUUGACAACUCUAAACUGGCUGCUGAUGACUUCAGGGUGAAAUAUGAGCAUGAGUUGGUGAUGCGGCAGUCUGUGGAGUCUGACGUCGCUAACCUGCGCCGCUUGCUGGAUCAGACGAACAUGGUAAAGUGCGACCUGGAGAUGCAGAUCAAGGGUCUGGAGGAAGAGCUGGCAUUCAUGAAGAAGAACCACGAAGAGGAGCUGUGUGCACUGAGGGCUCAGCUGACCGGUACCGUGAACGUAGAGGUUGAUGCUGCUCCUCAGGAAGACCUGAACAAGGUUCUGCAGGAGAUUCGUGCUCAUUAUGAGAACAUCAUACAGAAACACCGCAGGGAACAGGAAGACUGGUUUAAAGACCAGAUGGCAGGGUUGAACAAAGAGAUGGCCAAGAGCACAGAGGACAUGGAAACAUCCAGGUCACAGAUCACACAGCUGAAAAACACCUUGCAGAGUCUGGAGAUCGAGCUACAAUCUAUACUCAGCAUGAUUGCAGCACUGCAGAACUCACUGGCAGAAACAGAGGCUAGGUACAGCUCUAUGCUAGCCUGCUACCAGAACCAAAUCAACAUGCUGGAAGCUGAGUUGGCUCAGUUGAGAGCUAGCAUUGAGCAACAGGGACGAGAUUACGCAGUGUUGCUGGACAUCAAGACUCGUCUGGAGCAGGAGAUCGCCACCUACAGGUGCCUCCUGGAAAAUGAAGGCGUUAAGUAA